Messenger RNA from Lacerta agilis (Sand lizard), 5307 nucleotides. RefSeq names its product kelch repeat and BTB domain containing 3 (gene KBTBD3). The record is from RefSeq and is a predicted model, not a curated record. Lineage: Eukaryota; Metazoa; Chordata; Lepidosauria; Squamata; Lacertidae. Bases 254 to 2083 code for a protein of 609 amino acids. Gene Ontology annotation, molecular function: protein binding. The transcript has 3 exons.
GUUAGGGUGGUAUUCAACCUUUACUCAGAGUAACGAGUUUGCAGAAUUUCCAUCAUUUCCUAUGGGAACAUUUCUAAUCCAGGCUUUCUCCAUCCAAGCUUUUUGCCUGAAACUGCUGCAGCCAAUCAGCAAAAGCCAAAGAAAGGAAAAACUGAUUUGUCCGAUCUCUCUCCUUACCCCCAUGGUUUCUGCCCAAAAUGGCUACCAUUGACCAGCAAAUCACAAACAACAAUAAGAAUAGAGUGCAGAAACCAUGGACAACCAGUAUGAUUUCAUUAGCACCCCAACUUGCAAUGGAAUUUCAUCUCGUGAGCAGAAAGCCAGCUCCUUAGUGGCUGAAGGCCAUGGUCAACAAAUCUUAAGUGUGCUGCAAAGCUUUAGAGAUCAAAACAACUUUUUUGACUUCAAAAUACUUGUGAAAGAUGAAGUGAUCCCAUGUCACCGUUGCGUAUUGGCAGCAUGUAGUGACUUUUUCAGGGCCAUGUUUGAAGUUAACAUGAAAGAAAGAGAUGAUGGGAGUGUUACUAUUAGUAAUUUAUCACCCAAGGCAGUGAAGGCAUUUCUUGAUUAUGCCUACACUGGAAGAACUCAGAUAACAAAUGAUAACGUAGAAAUGUUAUUUCAGCUUUCAUCCUUCCUUCAAGUUUCCACUCUUUCAAAAGCUUGCAGUGACUUUCUAAUUAAGAACAUUGAUCUUGUCAACUGUUUGCAGCUGUUAUCCAUUUCUGAAAGUUAUGGGUCCACUCAGUUGUUUGACCAUACCCUCGAAUAUGCCCAGCGCCAUUUUUCCAUGCUGCUCCAGUCAAAUGAUUUUCUGGAAAUGAAUUUCGAGAUACUGCUAAAAUGUAUAGAAGCAGAUGAGCUCAAUGUCCCAGAUGAGGAAUCUGUGUUGAAAGCUGUCUUGUGGUGGACGAAACAUAACUUAGAAACAAGACAGAAGCAUCUUCCCCACUUGAUGAAAAAAAUACGGUUACAUCAGUUGUCUGAGGAGACGCUGCAGGAAGUAUUGCACUCUGAAGAACAACUACUUGAAAGCACUGGUUGCUUAGUAAUAAUCAAUGAGGCAAUUAAAAAUGUGCAAACUUUUAGUGGUUUGUUUCCAGACGCUCGCCCUUCAACAACAGAGCAGUACAUACUUGUUCACAAAACUGAGGAAGACGGAGUACAUCGACAUACGUUUUGUUACAAUAUUAAAACCGAUCAAUGGAAAGAACUGAUGCACACGCACAUAACAGAUCUGCCAGGAUCAAGUUUAUCUAGUUAUGGUGAAAAACUAUUUAUAACUGGCGGAUGUGUAGGGAACUGUUUCCGGACAAUUAGACUUCACAUUGCCGAAACGUAUCAUGAUGCCACCGACCAAACUUGGUGUUAUUGUCCAGUGAAGGACAGCUUCUCAUUGAUAUCAGCCAUGAAGAAGCCUAGGACAAUGCAUGCGUCUGUUGUGACCCUAAAUCAACUGUUUGUAAUAGGGGGGAAGACAAGGGCAUCUAAGGAUAUCAAAAGUCUUUUGGAUGUAGAGGCAUACAGUCCUCUCUCUGGGGAAUGGAAAUCUGUGAGUCCCUUACCAAGAGGCAUCUACUAUCCAGAAGCAAGUGCAUGUCAGAAUAUAAUUUAUGUGCUUGGUUCUGAAGUAGAAAUUACUGAUGCCUUUAACCCAUCUCUUGAUUGUUUCUUUAAAUAUAAUGCCGCAACUGAUCAGUGGUCUGAGCUGGUAGCAGAAUUUGGGCAGUUCUUUCACGCCACCUUAAUCAAAGCUGUUCCAGUGAACUGCACAUUGUAUAUCUGUGACCUUUCCACCUACAAGGUGUAUAGUUUUUGCCCAGAGACAUAUGUCUGGAAAGGGGAAGGGUCUUUUGAAUGUGCUGGUUUUAAUGCAGGAGCAGUUGGAAUAGAAGAUAAAAUUUACAUCCUCGGUGGAGAUUAUGCUCCUGAUGAAAUCACUGACGAAGUACAAGUCUACCAUAGCAGUAGGUCUGAAUGGGAGGAGGUUUCACCCAUGCCAAGAGCCCUAACUGAGUUCUAUUGUCAGGUGAUUAAGUUUAAUAAAUAUAGGGACCCAUGGUUGUUUGCAAUAGCAGUGUAGUCCAAUAUAUCAGUUAUAAGAAACCGCACAAGUUUUAUCGUUUUGUUUGCUUUUCAUUGGACAAAAAACCCCAUAUAUUAGAGGCCCAAUCUGCUAACAUGGUUUGCAGCCACUUUUUAUUUUAAUAAGGAGCAGGGCUUGAUUGAAUGUUUGAAUAUAUUCAAACACCUCUUUUUAAAUUUCGGUAGCAAUCCCCCCCCCCCAAAGGAUUGACCACAACUAGAAUCAGAAGCACUGUGAACUCAAGAGUGAUGUAGAUGAUGUGAGGGUUCCCCCCCCCCUUUUCCCCAGUAACACUACAAAAUGUUGAAAAACAAUUUAUGGUAUGAUUUGGGGUCAACUGGUCAAAGAAAAAAAAUGUCAAAAAUUGCAUUGAGCCUAAGUAGCAGUUUACAUCCUGGCCCAAGUUCUCAUAUUAAUGCACUUUUAGGGCCAAAGUGAAUUUGGAUUUUUUUAAAGCUUAAUUUAGCAUUUUUCUCCAUUAGAUAUUAAAUAAAAUGUCAACUAUUUUGAUAAGAACAUUGCACAUAAUUUUCACAAACAACUUUUAUUAACUUGGGCUGCAAAACACCUGGGAGUAUGUUCAUUGAACUCAUAGGACUUACUUUUGAGUAGGCAAAGAACUGCACUCACUGAUAAGACUAAAAUGGCUUAUGUAAAGAUAGUAGUAGUUUGUGGAUUCAGUUGAGUAUUCAGUACCUCAAGUGGUGUAGCUUGUUGAUGUUACUAAUAGGUCCUAAGUUGGCCUGUCAUUUCAAUGCUGUUGGCUGUGCUUUUCUCUUUAUGAUAGCCAUAGAUAACAGGCACAGCCCAAGAAAGUACCUUUAUGCUUAUGUUUGUAGUAGCAAGUGUGCAGCAAAGUUUUUAUUUCCUUUGUCCAAAACAAUAUAGGAAUGUUUUUCUUAUGCUCAUUGCAUCAGGUUAUAUCUCAAGUCAUUCUGAUGUAAAAUCAUAGAGGGGUUAUAAUAGAUCAGUGUAAUUGUACAUGUUGCCUUUUAGGUAGUAUAUGCGCAGCCUGAAGAAUUAGUAACAUAUAAUGUGCCAUCCAUGUUCACAAUACUUUACAUAGUAGAAGGGUACUGCUCCCUGCUUAAAAGAGCUUUCAGUCUAACAUUUAAGAACGUAAGAGCUAGCUAGAUCAGACCAAAGACCCAUUUAAUCCAGUAUCUUGUUCUCAGUCAGAUCAUUGCCUAUGAGAAGCAAACGAGCACAACAGCACUCAUUCCACAAGCAUUGUGACUGGCAGCCAGAUACAGCCUGUCUAAUUCACCUUUAAAACCAUCCAAGUUUAUGGUCAUCACUAUGUCUUGUGGUAGUGAAUUCCAUGGUUUAACACUGCACUGUGUGGAGAAGUAAUACCAUUUGAUGAAGAGGAGACUGCAAAGGAGAAGGGAUAUAAUUUCAAAUUGAACUAGUAUCUACUUUCUAAAGUUAUCAUCCUAAAUGUACUUAAGUGCAAAGAAAUUCUAUUGAAAGCAAGCAACUUCUGUGUAAGAAUUCUAGGAUUAGGCUGCAAAAAGUAUACCCCGUGAAUUAAUUAGGAAGGAAGUAGUAAGUCUAGUUUCGUUAUUUUCUAAGUCACAGUGGUGAUAAACUGCAAAUAGCCUUAAAUGAAUUAGGACACUUCAGAGUAUGCACUUUCAACUUGCUAAGCUAUAUUUAAAUAUAAGAUGAACUUUAAUAAGCAAUAUCAGCAAACAUAAACCCUGUGAACUUUUACUAAUGUCAUUUAAAGAUGCUUCACACAGGGACUUAAAAGUAGUGUAUAGAAUUUAGAGCUGUCAGUAAUAUACACUGGAAACAAGAAUGUUACUUCAGAUAGGUUUCUUUGAUCUCAGUCAUAUUUUAAUAAGUUUAGUAAAUGCUUAUCAACAUUAGACUAAUACCUGAGUAAUUGGUUCCAAUUUCUGCCACUGCUAUGCUUCUGCCGCACCCACCCCACCCCAGGAGAGGCAAAGGCCUAUCUAGUAAAAGAACUUUUUUGUCAAAGGCAUGAGGAUACACUAUAAGGAAUUUAGUGAAUCCAUUAUUCAGCGGGGAGUGGGAGGUGGAAUCUGAAUCUGGAUAGGACUUUAAACACUUUAUUAAUACAUCCUUCACUAUUAGGUCCCGACUAGGAGCUGACACUCAUACAUUCCCCUGAACUGCUUUUUCAAGUCACUGUUAUGCCUUGUCUCCCGUGUCUUGGUGGAGCUAUUGAAACCACUCAAUAUUUCAAAUUACGGCAUUCCAGAAGUGUGAAUUUCCAUGGGGUUCUCAUAUUCUGUUUUUCAUUCAUUUUUCCGCUUGUGCUCAUGCCUUCCUAAGCAGUUAUCCUGUAGAGGCAAAUUUGAACACAUACCUACUUCUGUCACCCAUCUCAUGUACUUACAACACAUUAGAUAUAAGAGAAGGAUAUAGCUAGUUUUCUAAGGCUGCAUUUCUAUGCAUGCUCAGUGGGGCUUAACUCCUGAGAAAACACUUUGUAAGAUGUGUUUGCUUAACAUCUUGCAAAAACUGAACCACAAAACACAAACUAGAGGCCAAAAUAUUAAUUGUACAAAUGCACUUUUAAGGAGUAAGUAUUAUCUAGUAGUCUUACUGGAUGGUGGCCAGGAUCCAAAGAGGUAUUUUAGACAUGCCCAAGAACUUGGGUAAGUCUAGUGGUAUUUUUACUUCCCUCCAACCUUUGAAGAUCAAGAUCUUCAUAACAUAUCAAACUGCUUUAGAAAGUCCCCUCCACUCAAGUUUCAAAAGUAAUUUGCUGUAUGGCAUGGGGAGAUGUAUUGUUCUAGAAACACUAGGGUAUGCUGGACAUGAGAAACUAGUGUUGCAGUUCUUUAGAUCCCAGCCUACAUUAUAAUGUAGAAAGGAGUUGCAUGCCAAUGUAUAUGAACAUAUUUGCACUAAAAAUGUAACCACACCAAAACAGUUCUAUAAUUCUGGUAUUGUAUUAUCAGUAAAGGUAAAAUAUGGCAUGACCUAAUGAACAUUUAAUAUAUGUAAUUUCUUCCUGUGGUCAGUUAAUUGAUUGAACUAUUUGCUAACUGGUCACUAGUUCAAUAGAUGUUAUUUUGCAAUUAUCACAAAUGUCAGUGUCAAAAUGUAAUGCAUUGUUUUUAUACACUGUGUUUUUUAUUUUUACUUUUACUGUACACUUCUCUGCCAAGUCCACUGGAGCAAUCUUGGGUGUGAGAUGGCACCUAUGACCAAGUCUGCUACCUAUAAAGGUAUUGGAAUCAGAA